This is a messenger RNA of Thermothielavioides terrestris NRRL 8126, 399 nucleotides long. RefSeq lists its product as uncharacterized. Bases 1 to 399 code for a protein of 132 amino acids. The record is from RefSeq and is a predicted model, not a curated record. The transcript is spliced from 2 exons. NCBI's taxonomy places the organism in Eukaryota, Fungi, Ascomycota, Sordariomycetes, Sordariales, Chaetomiaceae.
AUGCAGCUCUUCAACACCGUUGUUCUCCUUGCCGCCGCUCGGCUCGCUGCCGGAGCUCCCAUCGACUGCCAGGGCCUCCUGGUGUGGGCGUACGAGGGCGACGCCGACGCGUGCUACAACGCACCCACCGAGGCCGCGUCCGUCACGCUCUACGCGAACACAGUCAUGAGGUGGGACUUGAGCAACCAGCGCAACUGCGGCAGUGGCCUCAAGAGGGCGGACGAUCCCGCGAACACGAACCUCACGGUGACGUCUUUCGUGACCGAGCCCGGCAAGCCUGUCACCCUCGCGACCGGCCCCGGCAAGCCUGGCAACUUGUCGGCUACGGACAUGAGCGGAGAUUGCCAGAAUAACGGUUCGGGUGGAAUUUGGGCGUUCAGGGCUACCAUCAUUGGUUAA